Molecule: messenger RNA, 798 nt
Organism: Prorocentrum cordatum
Lineage: Eukaryota; Dinophyceae; Prorocentrales; Prorocentraceae
Source: the annotation of a GenBank genome assembly
AUGGUUGCGGGCGUGCCUUGCGACGAACAGGGCCCACACGGCCAUGUACGGGCAUGCGCAUGUGUUGCGGACAGAGGCGACUUUGGAGUUCCCGCAGCACCUAGUGGCUGGUGGGAUUGCGCCAAGAAGGGUGACGAGGCCAAGUGCUUCCGUAGCAUCGCACACGAGGCGUUCAAUUGGGAGAAGGAAAAGCUGAUGCUCGACUACCUCAGCAGCCCCCAUAACUUUUCACAUGUGAUGGUGCUUGAUGCCGACGCUGCGCUGGUCCACCAUGCGCACGACAUCAUGUCUGGCAUGGCUGCAGAGCUGUCCGCCGCUGGCAAAGAACUCCUCAUCACGAACGAGGACUGGAUGGGCCCAGGCGCUGGGGCGAGCCGCAUCAACGGCGGCCUGCUCUUUGCGGCCAACUCCCCGUUUACAAGGGCCCUCUUCGAGGACAUGCUGGACGCGCACGCCCGCGGGGGAGGCUUCAAGCAGCCCCGGAUCGGGGGUGCCCCGCUCAGAUGCGGCAAGAGCGAGCAGCUCUGCCUGAACGGGCUCCAGGAUCGCCAGGAGUUCGCCUCCAGGGCGCUGCUCGCGAGCGGAACUCGGUACAACAGGGGUGGGUGCGUGUUGACGAGGUGCGGCGACGGCACAGGGGACCCCAACCAGAAGAUGAAACGCUCAGGCCUGCUGGACCCGACUCUUGAGAUCAUGCAUUUCAUGGGCAAUAGCAAGCAGUUCGCGUCCAGGGCGAUUUGUCAGGACGGUCAGACAUUGACUGGCCAGGGACCGCAUGGCUACGGGUGUGCGGAGUGA